Messenger RNA from Gamsiella multidivaricata, 1927 nucleotides. RefSeq lists its product as uncharacterized. The record is from RefSeq and is a predicted model, not a curated record. Bases 317 to 1549 code for a protein of 410 amino acids. The transcript has a single exon. Lineage: Eukaryota; Fungi; Mortierellomycota; Mortierellomycetes; Mortierellales; Mortierellaceae.
CUUUGCUUUGUCGCCCGCCUUUUAUUUCUGCGCUGGACAUUCUUCUGUCAAUCCUUCUUUCUCUCAUCCCAAUUUCAUUGGCUUGAUCAUCUCCUCAUCCCUUCAUCGCUUCAAGCCAUCCAAUCCAUCCAAUCCACCCCAACACCCUUCUCCUCUCCAUAUCCCAACAACUUAGUCCAUCUGGAACAACCAGUUGCCACCAAGAGCACUCGCAUUCAAUAAACAACAUCCCUCAACGCAAUCAAAAUUUGGUCAAGGCUGACCUCCUCGUCUCGAUCCCCUUCCCCCUCUCCAUCCUCAUAUAUUCGAUAUUUACAUGAGCAACAGAACCAACACUACUGCAGCUGCACCCUUCAGGAAUGACUCGCUUUCGGUCAAUAACACACCCCCCAACGGAAGCAACCACCAUCACCCCCAUCACAUUCAGCAGCACCAACAGCCAUCCUCCGUGAGCAACCAAGCCCGAGCUCAUCUCGCAGCCACCAUGACUGGCACCCACGGGGCCUCGAUCCCCUUGUCCCAUCCUCCUGUCUCGACAGGAGCCGGUCACGGGACCGUGCACCCUCAAGAAUCCGUCGCGGAAGAAUCGUCAACAGAGCAGGUCUUGUUGGCUUCUUUCAAGGCUGCGGCGCUUUCGGUCACUCAAUUGUACAAGGAUUCGCUUAAGCAUCAGCGAGCGGAGCAUGCCAAGGGCUACGAAGCCGCGCUGCAGGAUCUGUUGGCCUUUAUUGCAACUCAUCCAGCUGUACAGGAAAAGAAAGAACAAGGACAGACGGACGAUGAGAUCCGGCAGAACACUAGUCUUUCUGUGGACGAUAUUAUUCGAUUUAUCACGAACGCUCGAUCAAUGAAUUGUGCUUCUGCAGGAAGUGAUGUUCAGCAGCAACAGCAGCAGCAACAGCAGCAGCAAAUCCAGCAACAGCAAUUGCACGCUCAUGCGCAGGCACAGGCGCAGGCACACCAUAUUCAUGAACAACAGCAGUUGCAACAGCAGUUGCAACAGCAGCAACAGCAGCAACAACAACAACAACAACAACAACAACAACAACAACAACAACAACAACAGCAACAACAACAACUCAUGCAGCAUCAGCAGCAGUACCUUCAACAGCACCAGCAUCAGCAACAACAUAUCCAGCAGCAGGAGCAUCCGCAGCAACAGCAGCAACAGCAGACCCAUCCAGAGCAGCAGCAGGUCGCGCACGGGUUGCUUCAGACAGCUACAGAUGGAUCCGGAUUGCCAUCACCGACGCCGACGACGAUUUUUCCAAGCGAUGCCUUUACAUUCACGGCCCCUGUCUUCCAUCCGGGACUGGAUCAGACCUUGCAGUCGGCAUUUCCGGGACCGGAAGGAGGGAUUGGACAACAGAUGGCGGCUGAUUCGUUGAAGCGUCGAUAUGGACUUCAGGAUUUCAAUAUGACAGCCAAUCGAAUGGCGGCGGCGAAUGCGACGAGGUUGUCGAGCCCGAUGAAUAUGAAUAUGGACUCGUUUGCGGCGUUUCACGAUCAGCCGCCGUUCAAGCGUGGAAGACGCCGUGAAGGCGAAUAAUACAUGUGCCGAUGGUCUUUUCUUUACCUUAAUGUCGAUUUCGAUGAGAGAGUUGGAGCGCAGUAGCCACGCUGCGGCUCCUCUAUUGUUCGGUCUUGGGGUUCCUCAUACUCGGCUUAUAUUUCGCAUUUUUUUUUUAUUACCAGUGUAGAUCAUAUAUUCAACUCACCUUCCCCCCAUAUUCAUUGUACAAAGUCGCUGCCUUACUUUAUUCUUUCUAUUUGCAUUGCCUCUCCUCUCUCUUCAUUCGUUGUGGAAUUUCGUCCGCACUACCUACAUCCUGAAAAUACUUUUUUUUCCGAAUUUUCCUAGUAAUGUCAUCUUACUAUUUUACUUGUAACAACACCAAGACUCCAGUAAAAAAAAAAAAAAAAAAAA